UUUGGCAACAAUGCUCAGUCAUUUAUGCCAAGAAAGUAUUAUUGAAUUGAGAGAGCUAACCAGCCUGCGCUCAUGAUGUCACAAUAACCAACCUGCGCUCAUGAUGUCACAAUAACCAGCCUGUGCUCAUGAUGUCAUAAUAUCCAAUCUGCGCCCAUGGUGUCACAAUAACCUGUGUUAUAAUCAUAAUAUUAGGUCGUUUUGACGGUAAUGCCAGUCAUGUGUGUGACACAGCCUGUUAUUAACUAUAUUAACUAUAGAGAUUAAUUGUUGGGUAUCUGUAAAUUGACCUGUAUAUAUUCAUGUAGUGCUUUUCUACUGUAUAUUAAAGUUACUCAGAAAACUCAAAAUAUUAGCCAUUCACCCACACCCAUCUGCACCCUGUUUUAGUUUUUUUGUACCAACAUGUAGAAGCAGAUCCUGUAAAAAUAGACAUUUCUUAGAGGAAGAUUGUCGUCCUGUUAGAGGAAGUUGCAACGUAUUUCCAUAGUUACCACUUGUUCACACCAACAGAGAGAUGUGGGGUAACAUCCUCCUGCAUGAAUGUACAGCACAAGUGUGAACACAACAGCACUGCAGUUACGCUAUACAUUUACUGCAUAUAUACUAACAUAAUAAGAUCCUAACUGUGGGUAUACUGUAGACAUGUGGAGGAUCACAGAGGUGUGAAGGCUACAGAACAUGAGAGCUACUUAGUGUUUACCCUCAUCUUCCUCUUUUCACGGUGCUAGACGUGAGGCAAGAUGUUCUGCGUUUAGAACUGCACUUCCAUCCAGCUUCCUCACAAGCGCACGACGACAGCAGAGACGAGCCAGUCUGAGAGGACGGACCUAGAGCCGUCACUCAGAUGCUGUAGGUGUUAGAGACCUAGAGCUGUCACUCUGAUGCUGUAGGUGUUAGAGACCUAGAGCUGUCACUCUGAUGCUGUAGGUGUUAGAGACCUAGAGCCAUCACUCUGAUACUGUAGGUGUUAGAGACCUAGAGCUGUCACUCUGAUACUGUAGGUGUUACGGGAUCAUACAAUACUGUAAGUAGUGUUAAUGUUUGAGAGACUAGUCAAGGAGCACUGGAACCAGAGGAAAUACUCCAAGGACAUCUACGCUCCACCUGAGAUGACCCAGAUGGUGAAGUCUGACAGGGGGGAGAUGGAGGAGAUGAUAGUGGCUAUCUACGCUAGUGCUGGCACCCUCAGAAGAGAUCAGCUGUCAGGUGCUGGGGGUCCAGAGAGGAGUCUCUCCAGAGCUGCAGCAGUGUGUCUGGGGCUGCUGUGUGCUCUCCUACUGGCUGGGGUCGUAGCACUGGGAGUCAUCUAUCUAAUCACAGUGACUGUAGAGAGACACCAGCUGAACACCAGUAACAUCAACCUGACCAGAGAGAGAGACCAACUACAGGCCAGUAACAGCAUCCUGUCCAGAGAGAGACACCAGCUGAACUCCAGUUAUAUCAUCCUGACCAGAGAGAGAGAUGACCUUGAGAGGAGGCUAUGCAAGGGUCAAGAUGGAUGGAGGAGGUUUGGCUGGAGCUGUUACUACGUCUCUACUGAGAGGAAAAACUGGACUGACAGCAGACAGGACUGUAGAGACAGAGGAGCAGACCUGGUGAUCAUAAACAGCCUAGAGGUACAGAAAUUUCUCAAUAACCUCAACAAGAGAGUGUGGAUCGGUCUGACUGACACAGUAACAGAAGGGAACUUUACCUGGGUGGACGGAACUCCACUGAUCAAACCCACGUACUGGUGGCACUCUCAGCCUGAUAAUCACCCUAAAACACCAUCCAUUGAUGGUGAGGACUGUGCUGAGAUAUACUACUCACCUUCUGACGUUCCUCCUCCUAGAACAUGGAAUGAUUACACAUGUGAUUCUGAUAAUUUCUGGGUCUGUGAGAGAGGGAUCUAACAGAUCUACUGUGGGUUUUCUAUGCGUAUUUUUUUUCUUCCUAUGCAUUACAUUUCCCAGUUACAUUAUUGUCACGUGAAUAAUACCUGUCAUAGCUGCAUGAAUGAAAGAGCUUUCUCUUCCUAUUGGCUAACAUGAAGUACAUGAUGUAAGAAUUAGUUACAUAGAGUCAAACAUUUCACUACUGUUUAGUUGUAUUUACCCCUCAGCUUGAUUUUCUUGCUUAGAAAAUACGUUAUUCCUGAUAUAAAACAGUCCUUUGGUCAUGUUGUCUUGACUCCUCAUUGACCCUGCAUUUCAGUGUGUCUCUAUGACAUCAGCCGUGUACCAGACCCUGCUCAGUGACUCUGGGGCAGUGUGGGAAACACUGACUACCUGACUGCAAGUCA
This is a messenger RNA of Hypomesus transpacificus, 2284 nucleotides long. Its product is annotated as CD209 antigen-like. Gene Ontology annotation, cellular component: external side of plasma membrane. The transcript is spliced from 8 exons. Lineage: Eukaryota; Metazoa; Chordata; Actinopteri; Osmeriformes; Osmeridae. Gene Ontology annotation, molecular function: fucose binding; D-mannose binding. The coding region runs from base 1041 to 1895 and encodes 284 amino acids. Gene Ontology annotation, biological process: biological process involved in interspecies interaction between organisms. The record is from RefSeq and is a predicted model, not a curated record.